Messenger RNA from Dendrobium catenatum, 651 nucleotides. Its product is annotated as cyclin-B1-2. Bases 67 to 486 code for a protein of 139 amino acids. The transcript has 4 exons. Gene Ontology annotation, biological process: proteasome assembly. Gene Ontology annotation, cellular component: nucleus; cytoplasm. The record is from RefSeq and is a predicted model, not a curated record. Lineage: Eukaryota; Viridiplantae; Streptophyta; Magnoliopsida; Asparagales; Orchidaceae.
CAAUAUAAAUCGAAGUCUGCGGGAGGAAGUCGAGUAAGAUACAGCGGAGCGAUAAAGCGAAGAGGGAUGGCAUCGAAGUCGAUCGCUCACGAUGUGGCCGCAUACCAAGAUGCCCUUCGCUUCGGUUUGGACGGCGUCAAGGGAGAAAUCGUUGGAUCCCAUCCCCUGGAAUAUCUGCGGGAGACGGCUAGGAGGGACUUGGAGGAGAAGAAGCGGCUGAUUACGGAUCUCACUUACGGAUCUGCAUUCAGUUUGAAGAUGGACCUUGACAAGCAGAUCCUCUCAAGAUUUCAGAGGCCCCCUGGCAUGCUACCAUCCUCCAUGGUAGGUUUAGAAGCUCUCACUGGUGGCUUGGAAGAUUUUGGGUUUGAGGAUUACCUUAAUAUGCCUCAAGAUGCUGAGACAUUCCGCCCAGUCGACAUGCAUCACGCCAUGGAAGUUCACCUUGGCAUUUCUAAGGGUCCUGUUUGUCCGAGUUUUACGUGAAAGCUCUUAUUUGUUAUGUUAUCGUAGGCAGUUAAAAAACAUAAUUAGCCAUUGGAAAACAUUAUGGAUUAUGUUAGUCCGUGCCUUUAUGUUUGCUGGCGGUAUGAAUUGUUUGCGGAAAAAAAUUAAAAUUUAUCAAUUAUGAUUUUCAUUAUCUUUGUUUUA